Molecule: messenger RNA, 1464 nt
Organism: Haliaeetus leucocephalus (bald eagle)
Lineage: Eukaryota; Metazoa; Chordata; Aves; Accipitriformes; Accipitridae
Product: toll-like receptor 2 type-2
Exons: 3
Coding region: 1-1464 (487 amino acids)
Biological process (GO): toll-like receptor signaling pathway; immune response; inflammatory response
Cellular component (GO): membrane
Molecular function (GO): transmembrane signaling receptor activity; protein binding; triacyl lipopeptide binding
Source: RefSeq, a predicted model, not a curated record
AUGGAGGCACCGGAGCUGCAGCUGACAUCCCUGGGAAUCUCUUCUGCACAGAGAGACCUGGGGGAAAGCUCCCCCUUUUCUAGCCUGAGGAAUCUGAGCUCUCUCCACCUGGGCAACCCGCAGUUCUCCACAAUAAGGCAAGGGAACUUUGAGGGCAUUGAGUUUCUUGACAAGUUGUGGAUUGACGGUGGCAAUCUCAGUCAGUAUGAGCCAGGAAGUUUGAAAUUAAUUAAGAAGAUAAAUCACAUGAUCAUAAACGUAAGAAGUAUUAAUAUAUUCUCAGCAAUUGUCAUGGACAUUCUGCACUCUGUCACUUGGUUAGAAGUGAGAAAAAUAGCAUUCAGUAUACCUGCUGAAAUGCAACUAUUCAGAGUUAUGUCGUCUUCUUUUGCAAAGAAAAUUUCCUUUAAACAGACCUUAUUAACAGAUGCUACUGUGCCUGAGAUUGUCAGCAUUUUAGAAGACAUGCCACAGUUAGUGGAGGUGGAGAUGAUAGACUGUAGACUCUUGGGAACUGGACGAUGGCAAACACAUAUUAAAGCAAACCAAUCACAUACUCUUAGAGUUCUGACAAUAGAGAAAUUAUCUAUAGAAGAAUUUUAUUUGUUUACAGAUCUUCAUGCUGUGCAAGGUCUACUAUCUCUUCUUACCAAAGUCACAGUUGAAAACACCAAGGUGUUUUUGGUACCAUGCAGACUUUCACAACAGCUUCUGUCAUUAGAGUAUCUUGACCUUAGUGCAAAUUUGCUCGGAGACCAGAGUUUGGAGCAUUCAGCCUGUCAGGGUGGUUGGCCUUCACUACAAACUCUAAAUUUAAGUCAGAAUUCACUGAGUGACUUAGAAAUGACGGUUAAAAGUUUGUCUCAUCUAAGAAACCUAAUUCUCUUAGACAUUAGUCAAAAUAAUUUUGGUGAUAUUCCAGAUGUGUGUGAAUGGCCCCAAACCCUGAAACAUUUAAACCUCUCCAGCACUCAAAUUCCUAAACUAACGACUUGCAUUCCCCCAACGCUGGAAGUUUUGGAUGUUAGCGCUAACAACCUGAAGGAGUUUGGAUUGCAACUCCCAUUUCUCAAAGAGCUGUACCUUGCAAAAAACCAGCUGAAGGCCUUGCCUGGUGCCGCACCCGUUCCUAACUUAGUGGCCAUGUCAAUCAGAAGAAACAAGCUCAACGGUUUCUCCAGGGAAGAGUUUGAGUCCUUCAGGAAAAUGGAGCUGCUGGACGCCAGCGACAACAACAGCGAGUGGUGCAAAUACGAGCUGGACUUCUCGCACUUCCGCCUCUUUGACGAGAACAACGAUGCAGCGAUUCUCGUCCUCCUGGAGCCCAUCCAGAGCAAAGCGAUUCCCAAGAGGUUCUGCAAGCUGCGGAAGAUCAUGAACACAAAGACCUACCUGGAGUGGCCUCUUGAAGAAGAGCAGCAGGAGAUGUUUUGGUUUAAUUUGAAAAUAGCUCUAAAAUCCUAG